Mytilinidion resinicola is the source of this 288-nucleotide messenger RNA. RefSeq lists its product as uncharacterized. NCBI's taxonomy places the organism in Eukaryota, Fungi, Ascomycota, Dothideomycetes, Mytilinidiales, Mytilinidiaceae. The record is from RefSeq and is a predicted model, not a curated record. The annotation marks the transcript as partial. The transcript has a single exon. Gene Ontology annotation, molecular function: protein binding.
GCCUGUCUAGCGUCGACUUACGGGAAUCAAGGGCGGUGGAAUGCAGCGGAAGAGCUGGAGGUGCAAGUGAUAGAGACUCGCAAGAAUAAGCUGGGAGCGGACCAUCCAGACACGCUGACCAGCAUGAACAAUCUGGCGUCGACUUACCGGAAUCAAGGGCGAUGGGAUGCAGCGGAAGAGCUGUUUGUGCAAGUGAUAGAGACUCACAAGAAGAAGCUGGGAGCGGACCAUCCUUUUACGCUAAUCAGCAUGGCCAAUCUGGCGUCGACUUACCAGAAUCAAGGGCGG